This is a messenger RNA of Capsella rubella, 2506 nucleotides long. RefSeq lists its product as uncharacterized. The record is from RefSeq and is a predicted model, not a curated record. The transcript has 2 exons. The coding region runs from base 706 to 2358 and encodes 550 amino acids. NCBI's taxonomy places the organism in Eukaryota, Viridiplantae, Streptophyta, Magnoliopsida, Brassicales, Brassicaceae.
GAAACUUUGAGCUAUGAUUCAAAAUAAAUUACAACAUAAGGGGUUUGCAAAUAAAUAUUAAUUACUAAAACCAGUCGAAAAGCCCUAAAGGCCUAAACCCAUUAGUCACUGUGUAAACCAACUGACAUUUUCUAAUAGAAGUCUCCGGCCGGUGUUUCUCCAUCUCCGGCAUCAAUGGCCAUGCUCAUGCACCGUCUCCGGAGAGUUCUAGUCGCCGCGCCUUCCUACUUUCAAAGAUCCUUCACUCUAUCUCGUCCCUCCGAUUUCACUCCCGUCUCAUCGUUAUUUCCGCGAAGAUCCGUGGUGAAGGUUUCACAAUCCUCGGAAUUAUUAAUUAUACAACUUAAGGAGAAAAAUUCCGGCGACAACACCAAAACCGAGAUCUGAGCGCCUGGGUGAUGGCAGCACGAAAACACACCUACUAGCUCCGGCGAUUGCAAGGGAGACUCCUUUGCGGCUUGGACUUCGACAACAAACUCAAAGCCGGAGCAACCUGUCCCGGCGCUUCCCUCCCGGAAUAGAUCGCAAGAAGACAACCACUCCCGCAAUUCUCGAGUCUCCGAGAAAACAAUUUUCAAAUACGGUGAAGCGAAAGGCAAGCACGGCGGCGAGAAGGGGAAGUAGCUCAAACAAACACCCAACCACCGAGAUCCGUGACCAGCCAACAGAUCUGAAACCAAAUCAGUUGUAAAAUCGCCUAACAACAUGUCUGAACUCAUGAUGCCGUUUCAUAUUCACCCUAUGACAGUUAAGAACCUAAAGAGACAUGCUUGCGAUUUGUGCUUCGGAAGACCGAAACCUGGCAUCGUAUAUUUCUGCAAGGAGUGCGAAUUGGAUCUGCACAAGGCAUGUAUCGUCCAGUUCCUCAACAACCCAGCUCAGUGUAAUCACCAUCUCAUGGUUUUCAACUCCAUGCUCGAUGCAAAUGGCAAUGAACGAUGCCAUUAUUGUCAACAACAACUAUGGUUUAUCUUUGCUAGUUGCACUAUAUGCAACAUAUGGAUCGAUGCAAAGUGUGUGCAACAACCACCAGCACGCACUAUCUUCCAACCAAAGCACCACAAGCAUAGCCUCUUCCUCUUGGGAAGACUAGUCACAUUUACUUGUAAUGCAUGUGGUGUGGAAGGCGACCGCAAUCCUUAUAUAUGUAUCGAAUGCAAUCUGAUGAUCCACAAAGACUGUAUUGAUCUUCCACGAGUCAUAACCAUAAAUCGUCAUGAGCAUCGCAUCUCUCAUACCUUUCAUCUUGGUCAAAGAGAAGGCAUUUGGGAAUGUGGAGUUUGCCGGAAGCCGAUUGAUUGGGUCUACGGAGCUUUCAAAUGCUUCCGUUGUCCUAGUAGUUAUGCUGUUCAUUCAAAAUGUGCAACAAGAAAAGAAGUGUGGGAUGGGAUAGAACUCGAAGAUGUGCCUGAAGAAGAUGAAGAAAUCGAAGAUCCAUUCAAGGUAAUUAAUGAAAAAGAUAUAAUUCAUUUUAGUCAUGAAGAACAUGUUCUCAGAUUGGAUGAGAAUUAUGUUCUUGAUAAUGAUGUUAUGCGCUGUGGAGGUUGCGUUCUUCCUAUCAACGACAAUCCAUGCUACAAAUGCGUGGAAUGUGAUUUUAGCCUUCACAAAACAUGUGCUAGUCUUCCUCGGAAGAAAAACCAUUUUUUGCACAACCAUAAACUUAUUCUACGGGCUCGAAAAGAUGACGUUUAUGUAGAUAAAUGCGGAGCUUGUGAAACUUAUUCUAAUGGUUUCAGGUAUGAGUGCCAUCAAAAAAAUGGUUGUAAAGGUAAUAUAAAGUAUGAUGUCCGUUGUAGUUCCAUAACAGAGCCGUUUCACCAUGAUCUGCAUCCACAUCCUAUAUAUUGGACCUUGGGAGAUACCAAACAAUGCAAGGCUUGCGGCACAGACAUACUUAAGCCUUUAAGUUGUAUGGUAUGCGAGUACGCUCUAUGCAUAAGGUGCGCUACUUUACCAAAAAAGGUAAAACAUAGGUGUGAUGAUCACUUCCUUUCACUAUGCCAUGAUUCUGGGAAAUCGAGCGGUGACUUGUGGUGUGAUAUUUGUGAGACCAAGACAGAUCCAAGAGUAUGUUACUACACUUGUGAUGAGUGUGGUGUCAGUCUCCAUAUAAAUUGUGUACUUGGAGAUUUAUACUAUACGAAGAUAGGACUUGUCUAUCCCAGUCUUGAAGUACUUCCCAACAUUGAUGUUACUCGACCUUUCUGCAACAACUGUAAAAUUCGUUGCAAGUCCAACUUUCUUAUGAAGAAUACUCUAGGAGACUUUGUUCGUUACUUUUGUUCCAUAGGUUGUAUUCCUAAAAGAAGGCCGCUGUUGAAUCGUCUUUCAAUGACUGAUGAAAAACGGGAAUAAAUGAGUAUAAUUGUGAGUUUUGAUUUCAAAUACUUGAGGUUUUAGUUUUUUUUUUUUUUUAAUUGUAAGAUAUAAAGGAUGUCAGUUACAUUUCUUUUAAAUAUAUAUACUUCUUUCAGUUUUAGUUAUCAUAUAAAAAACAAAUUAU